Molecule: messenger RNA, 1078 nt
Organism: Anastrepha ludens (Mexican fruit fly)
Lineage: Eukaryota; Metazoa; Arthropoda; Insecta; Diptera; Tephritidae
Gene: Osi10b
Exons: 3
Coding region: 1-1056 (351 amino acids)
Source: RefSeq, a predicted model, not a curated record
AUGCGUGUUGGUGAAUGUUUGUGCGCAGCAGGAUUCCUACUACAGUUUUUGAUCCUACUUAAAUGCAGUGCGAUUACAGCGACCAUUACGACACCAGUCAAGGAUUACAGCAAUGCGAGUGCUACAGAUGAAUUGAUGACGCUGCGCAAUAUUGGCCGCUCGCUCACGCUAUGCUUGACCGCUUCUAAGCGUUGGACAUGUCUGGAACGGCAAUUAAAUCGUGCUUUGGUUGCUGUGGCAGAGGACGACAGCACUUGGCAAUAUGGCGAUUUCAUUACUGUUGAAAAAUUGCCACGCAACAGAAGUGAUGUGCACGAAGGACAAUCAUCAAUUUCUUCAAAAGAGCGUGCACAGCGACAGCGCGCACUUCCAGUGGAUGGCAGUGAGCCCGUGCCGAACAGCAUUGCAGCGAGUUUGCUUCAAAUAGCCAAAUCACGCUCGAUACGCUUACAGUUGCCGAGCUCUGUGCAAGCUUUGAACAAAAUUGGCGUGGGAAUUUCGGAUGCUAUCGAUUUAUGGGCACCCACCGAACCGUUAACAUCAGCGGAGGCGGCGCAAGCGGAUGCAGGACGCAAAAAGAAAGGCAAAGACAAAAAUAUGGCUAUGAUGGGCGGCAUGGCGCUGAUUGCAAUGGUUGCGCAAAUGUUUCUCGGCAAGGUGAUCCUGAUCGCUGGCGCCGCCUUUGUGAUGGCAAAGAUUGCGCUGCUCGUCUCCUUACUUGGCAGUCUCAAAAAGGGAUCGACUGGAAGCAGUGGUAGCACAGAGCGCAUCGUUGUGACCAGUCCAGGGCAUGGCAGUGGUGGUGAUGGCGGUGGGCAUGGACACGGGCACAGCGGUUAUGGCUACGAUUCGGGAUGGCACCGUAGUAUGCCGCUCACUUAUCCGAAAGCAGAAAUAAUAAGCGAGGAGCCAAAGCAUAAAAAAGCUCACCAUCACACACCACCACAGACGCACACACCGCCUGACAGCUACUACUACAGUAAAAUUAUCGAAGCGGCUAAUGAAGACGCAAGCGAUGAUAAUAGACGCAGAGGCGCGCAGUCUGGAUUUCUUUAGAGUUAAUUGAAAUGGAAUUUGU